UUAGCUCAUAGAAUUUAAAAUUACCUACUUGUAGAACAUAAAUUCCGAAUCAGUUUCAAUUUAUAAUUAUUUAUAUCGAUUUAGCACAUUUUUUUGUGAAAAGUGACACAUAAUCUACAUAAAUAGUAGUAUGAUUGUUAAGUGAAUAAUAUGAUAUUUAAUUUAAAUGAAACUGCUGCAAGUCUUGACAGAUAUAUUUAAGAGAUCAUUCAUUAUGGAGCCAGGAGAAAAAUGUAAAAGCAUAAUUGAAGGACUAGCCGAAAUAAGAGUAAAAUCAAACAAAGUGUUCUAUAAUCCUGUACAAGAAUUUAAUAGAGAUUUAAGUAUAGCUGUUCUCAGCACUUAUGUUAAAGAAUAUAAGGAGCAGAAAAUUGGAAAGACAAAACACUUGAAAGAUUGUGAACUUCAUGAUGUACCAUUUACUAUAUUGGAGGCAUUGUCUGCGACAGGAUUACGGAGUAUAAGAUAUGCAAAAGAAAUUCCCAACAUUACAAAAGUAAUUGCCAAUGACUUAUCAGCACAGGCAGUGGAUACUAUCAAAGAGAAUAUCACAUAUAAUAGUGUUGGUAAUCUGGUAGAUGCAAGCCAUGAUGAUGCUUGCAUGUUGAUGUAUAAACACAAAAAUCCCAGAAUGAGAUUUGCCGCAAUUGACCUUGAUCCAUAUGGAUGUCCAUCAAUAUUUCUUGAUGCAGCUGUCCAAAGUGUUCAAGACUAUGGAAUAUUGUGUGUAACAGCCACAGAUAUGGCUGUUUUGGCAGGGAACUCACCUGAAACUUGCUAUGUGAAAUAUGGAGCUGUUAGCCUGAAGACAAAGUGUUGUCAUGAAAUGGCGCUAAGAAUUCUCCUACAAAGUAUAGAACACCAUGCAAACAGAUACAGUCGGUACAUUGAACCACUACUGAGCAUUUCAGCUGACUUCUACAUACGGGUUUUUGUAAGAGUAAACACUGGGGCCCAACAAUGUAAGAAAACAACAAGCAAGUUAUCUAUGGUGUACCAGUGUGUGGGAUGCGACACCAUAACCUUGCAGCCGUUGGGUGCCACAAAGCCGAACCCCAGCGAACGGAACCCCGGUCAGCUCAAGUUCUGCUUGCCUGCAGCGCCCUCUGUCGGCGAGCUGUGCUUACACUGCAACCAAAGGCAUCGGCUAGGCGGUCCAAUAUGGACGGCGCCGAUACACAACAUGCCAUUCGUAACCAGAGUGUUGGAGUACGUGACAGAGAACCCGCAUCUCUUUGGCACGGCUAAGCGGAUAGCGGGCGUAUUAUCUAUGGUGCGCGAGGAGCUUCCCGAUGUACCACUAUACCACAUACUGGACAAACUCUUUGGCAGAGUACAUAUACAGACUAUGCCUAUUUUGAUUAUGAGGUCGGCAAUUUUGAACGCGGGGUAUCGCGUGUCAUUCUCGCACGCAUCUAAACUGUCGAUCAAGACAGAUGCGCCCGCCAGAUUGGUGUGGGACAUUAUACGCACCUGGGAGAAACAAUUCCCGGCCAGUGCCAAUAAAAUUGAAUCUGAUCUCGUGGCGAGAUACAUACUGAGUCAAGAGAUACAAAGCAAAGUGGAUUUAAGUGAGCGAGAAGACGCGAACCCACAGAGUCGACGAAGCGGCGCGCUGCGGUUCCAGUUCAACCCGAGUAGGCACUGGGGUCCGGGCACAAGAGCCACCAUCAAUGAUGGUGAAGAGAAAAUGUCAAAAGCUAAACGUAAUCAAAACAAGAAUUCAAAGAAAAAUACGGAGAAACGUGAUCACUCGCCACAGAGCGGUGAUGAGGCGCGCAAGAAACUACAUAGCGAUGAUCAUCCAUAGAUUAAUGAAUAAAUUUGUAAAACGAA
Molecule: messenger RNA, 1836 nt
Organism: Leptidea sinapis
Lineage: Eukaryota; Metazoa; Arthropoda; Insecta; Lepidoptera; Pieridae
Gene: Trm1
Product: probable tRNA (guanine(26)-N(2))-dimethyltransferase
Exons: 10
Coding region: 167-1810 (547 amino acids)
Biological process (GO): tRNA N2-guanine methylation
Cellular component (GO): nucleus
Molecular function (GO): RNA binding
Source: RefSeq, a predicted model, not a curated record